Molecule: messenger RNA, 5081 nt
Organism: Rubroshorea leprosula
Lineage: Eukaryota; Viridiplantae; Streptophyta; Magnoliopsida; Malvales; Dipterocarpaceae
Source: the annotation of a GenBank genome assembly
AUUAAAACCAACCCUAAGCUCCUUGUUUCUCCGCUCUAAAGGUAGCCUCAAUUAUUGCUGACUUAGGCAUCGGAGUGUCUACCCCGAGGAUCCACCUCGGGGCUUUACAGGUCAAUCCAAAGUGCAGAUACGGACUGAAGAAGGACUUCUGGUUUGGUGCAGUUACAUUUUGGCGCUGUCUGUGGGAACCUGAACUAAAAGCUCCCUUGUUGCUCUUAUCAUGAUUAAAACUAGGUCAGCCCGAGGUGGAAACUCGUCUCAGCCUCUUGGACGAGGUCAGGUCCCUAGCAACCUUCCACCUCAUCCCCCACCCCCAAUCCCGAAUACAUUCCCUCAUGUUGACCAUACAGAAGGAGGGGAUGAAAAACAGCCACACAAUUCGACUCACAACUCAGCCUCCACCGCUAAUCAAGAUGUAGUUGCAACUCAGCUUGCUGCCAUGCAACAGCAGUUUGGUGUCUUUCAGCUAGUGCUGGCUCAGCUGUUAGCCCGGAACAAUCCUGUUCAACAUGCUCCCGAUGUUAGUGAAUCUCAGGGCCAAUCUCACAUCGCACCAGCUCAGCAACCCCUUCAUGAUGAUGUCACUCGACGUCUAGAUAGCUUAGAAAAGCUAGUGGUUGAACAGCGAGGUGUCCCACCUCCACACCCUACUGCUGACUCCGUACCCCACCCUCUCAACACCAAUAUUAUACUGGAACCCUAUCCCGCUGGCUUCAGAAUACCACAGCUUGAAACUUAUGAUGGGACGAAGGACCCCGAUGAUCAUCUACAUGCUUUCUACUCUUGCAUGCAGGCCCAGAACGCCUCUAAUGCGUUGAUGUGCAAAAUCUUUCCCUCUACCCUCCGAGGUAAUGCUCGAACCUGGUAUUACAGUCUACCUCCGAGGUCAAUCAACUCUUACACAGAAAUGGCAUCUGCUUUUGCCACAAAGUUUUCCAGUAGAAGGUUGAUUAGGAAAACCACUUCUGAGUUGAUGCGAGUUAAGCAGAGGGACGGAGAGUCUUUGAAGAAUUUUAUGAGCAAAUUCAAUGAUGCAGUACUAGAGGUUAACUCUUUCGACCAAGCUGUGGGAAUUACAGCUGUGAUCUCAGGUCUUAGCCAUGAGAGAUUCAGAGAUAGUCUGCUCAAACAUCCUGCCAACACCUUCAGCGAGGUAAAUGAUAGAUCGUUGAAAUUCAUAACUGCUGAGGAAUAUGCCCUGUUACAGAACCUAACUCAUGUUAAGAACCAACACCCGGACUGGAGAAAUGAGAAUCCGAACAGGAAACGGAUGAAGACAACACAAAACCGAGGUCCGAUGUCGGCUUUCACCCUGAGAUUCGGAAGGCCGAACUCAGCACUUUCACAACAACCUGCAGGUAAUCCUCCAAUUAAUUGGACUCCUUUUAAUUUACCGAGGUCACAAAUCUUUAUGCAAAUUAAGAAUAAGAUGGACUUAAGACGUCCGGGUCCAAUGAGAACUGCUGCUGUUACCAGAGACCAUACUAGGUACUGUGAUUUUCAUCAAGAUCACGGUCAUACAACAGAGCAAUGCAAUAAUCUGAGGUCCAAGCUGGGAAGUCUGGCGCAGAAAGGAAUGUUGAAUGAGUACAUCCAGAGAGUGGAACAGCCAAGGUUUGUCAGAGAACAAGGGCCACAACAUCAAGGAGUCCGCAAUCCCCCAAACAGGCAAGGUGUGGGAUAUCAGCAAGCCCCACCACCACUCCCACCACCAGCUAGAGUCAUACGCAUGAUUACGGGAGGUUUGGAAGCAGGGGGACUGAGCUCUAAGCAGCGAAAGUUGUAUGUCAGAGAGGUUAAGCACCAGAACCGAGCUCAGAAGCAAAAAUUUGACAAUGCUGAGUGGAAGAAUCAACCCAUCACUUUCACAUCUGCUGAUCUCGAAACAGUUGUCACACCUCAUAAUGAUCCUCUAGUCACUUCCGUCACGAUCAACAAUUGUGAGGUGCAGCGUGUCCUUGUUGACACAGGGAGUGCACCAGACAUCAUUUCCAGAGUUCCAGUUGAAGGAGUCCUCACCAUGAAUGUUGCAUUUGGAAGUGGCCGAAGUUAUGUGACCCCUUCCGUGAGGUUUUUAGUAGUAAAGAUGGCGUCCUUUUUCAACGCUGUCAUUGGCCGACCUACACUGACUGAAAUCCGAACUGUGGUUUCCCAGUCUCACCUAUGCAUGAAAUUCCCAACUCCUACGGGAAUAGCAACGCUCCGAGGCAACCAGGAGGUGGCCCGACAUUGCUAUAUCACCUCGGUAACACAACCCCAGAAGGGCAAGGCUCAGACACUCAAGAUUAAUCCCAAACGGGUUCCUGAUGAUCGCCAAGUUAUGGGCGUUGAGAUAGUAGAUAACCGACCAGAGGAUGAAACCAGAGCUGCUCCAGUCGAAGAUGUGGAGGAGAUACAGAUUGAUGAUAAAGAUCCGAGCCGGAAAACGCAAAUUGGGACUAAAUUGAACCUGGAGGAAAGAGCAGAGCUAAUAGCUUUUCUUCGGGCCAAUAAAGAUGUUUUUGCAUGGACUUCAGCAGAUAUGCCGGGAAUUCCCACUUCAGUUAUUAAAGAAGAAGUCGAGAAACUCCUACAAGCCGGUUUUAUCAGAAGGGUAGAUUACUGUGAGUGGGUCGCCAAUCCGGUGCUGGUGAAAAAAGCAAACAGUAAAUGGUGGAUGUGCAUUGAUUACACUAACCUCAACGAUGCAUGUCCAAAGGACUGUUAUCCAAUGCCAAACAUUGAUAAGCUGGUUGAGGCAGCUUCGGGAAAUGAGAGAUUGAGUCUCUUGGAUGCAUACUCAGGCUACCACCAGGUCCCAAUGGCUCCUGAGGAUGAAGAAAAAACCUCGUUCUAUGCUGGCGAUGAGAUCUAUUGCUAUGUAAUGAUGCCCUUUGGCUUGAAGAACGCAGUGGUAAAGAGUUUGAAAGCUGACGAUCACUUAACCGACCUUGAGGAGACAUUCAACAAUCUCAGACAGAAUAGAAUGAGGUUAAACCCAACCAAAUGCAUCUUUGGUGUGGAGUCUGGAAAAUUCCUGGGUUUCAUGGUUUCCCAGAGAGGGAUUAAGGUCAAUCUAGAGAAGAUCAGAGCAAUUGCCGAGAUGGAACCGCCGAAGUCAGUGAAGGAUAUACAGAGGUCAGCUGCCCAGAAGGAUGAAUCGGGUAAACAGAAGAAGUUUGAGUGGACUCAAGAAUGCCAAGCCACAUUCGACGAGCUGAAGUCUUAUCUUAGCUCACCACCUCUACUGACUAAAGCCAAAGAUGGAGAAAUCCUCUAUUUAUAUCUGGGAAUUUCAGAUGAAGCCAUUAGUUCGGUUCUGGUAAGAGAAGAAGCCAAACAGCAGAAGCCAAUCUAUUACAUCAGCAGUGUGCUGCAUGGAGCAGAGCUGAGGUACCCCCUUGUAGAGAAGGCAGCUUUAGCAGUUGUCACUUCGGUCAGGAAGUUAAGGCCAUAUUUCCAAUCACACCCGAUCAUUGUCCUUACGGACCAACCUCUUCGACAGAUCCUACAAAAGCCACAAUGCUCCGGAAGACUAAUUAAAUGGACAGUAGAGCUGGGGGAAUUCGAGAUAACAUUUCAACAGAGAUCUGCAAUCCGAGCUCAGGCACUGGCAGAUUUUAUUAUGGAAUUCACUCCACGUCAUUCAACCCCCAAUCCAGAGCCCAACGAGUGGACCUUAUAUGUCGAUGGGGCAUCUAGUAGCAAAGGAUCAGGAGCUAGUGCUCUCUUGAUCGGCCCAGAUGGAUACCGAAGUGAACAUGCUUUGAAAUUUAACUUCGAUGCAACAAACAACAUGGCUGAGUAUGAAGCCCUGCUACUUGCUCUGGUGGCCGAGCUGAAGUGCAAAUUCCAAAAAUUCUGUCUAAGCAAAAUCCCCCGAACUGAGAAUGAACAGGCAGAUUCACUCUCCAAAUUCGCCUCUGAUAGUUCUUUACAUUCCAGAUCGGUUUUUGUGGAGGUCUUAGAUGAACCAAGCUUCAUGAAGCCACGGGACAGGCAAGAGGCAAUGAAGUUGAGGAGGAAAGCAUCUCGGUAUACACUUGUUGAUGGGGUCCUCUAUAAGCGAUCUUUCUCUUUACCUCUUCUACGGUGCUUGAAUCCCUAUGAAGCAGAAUAUGCACUCAGGAAGGUGCAUGAAGGUGUCUGCGGAAGUCAUGUGGGUGCUCGAACUUUGGCUCAUAAAGUCCUUAGACAGGAAGAGCUCACUACUCUGGUAGCACCAUGGCCAUUUGCUCAGUGGGGAUUGGAUCUUUUGGGCCCAUUCGUGAAGGGGGUUGGUGGUGUAACCCACUUGAUUGUUGGUGUAGAUUAUUUCACAAAAUGGGUCGAAGCUCGGCCGUUAUCCAGUCUUACUUCCAAGAAGGUUGAAAACUUUGUUUUCAGCUCAAUCAUCUGCAGAUAUGGGAUCCUGAAUCAGAUUGUGGCUAAUAAUGGAACUCAAUUUAACUGCACCUCUUUUCGAGAUUUUUGUUUCAACUACGGGAUUAAACUGCAGUUCACCUCGGUUUACCAUCCGGAGUCCAACAGCAUGGUCGAAUCUGUUAACAAGUGCAUCUUAGAAGGAGAAACACCCUAUCACCUGGCCUUUGGUACCGAAGCAGUCAUUCCUAUCGAGAUAGGAGUUCCAAGCUUCAGGGUCACUCAUUUCAAUGAAGGACGAAAUGGACAGUUGCUUCGGGAGAACCUUGAUCUGCUUGAAGACGUUAGAGAAGAAGCACAACUUCGAACUCUAGUCUACAAGCAGAAAAUAGCAAACUUCUACAACAAACGAGUUCGACCUCGAACAUUCAAAGUAGGAGACCUUGUUCUCAGGAAAGCAGGUCUGACGGGGUUCGAAACUUGAUUCGGCAAGUUGGCACCAAACUGGGAAGGCCCUUACACUAUCGCCGAAGUGCAGCACCCAGGUGCUUAUAUCUUAUGGGACACUGAAGGCAAACGGGUUCCCAGGGUAUGGAAUGUCAAUAAUUUGAAGAAAUUCUACCCUUAGCACACUUCUUUCCAGUGAACUUCAUCUUAUUUUCAUAAGCAUCGUCAUUUUUUCUUGCUCUAUGUAUUCGAGCUAAAUUUACUUAUUUCAUUAAUGAAUUUCACUUCACGUU